This is a messenger RNA of Hydractinia symbiolongicarpus, 1078 nucleotides long. Its product is annotated as protein FAM133B-like. The record is from RefSeq and is a predicted model, not a curated record. The coding region runs from base 68 to 634 and encodes 188 amino acids. Lineage: Eukaryota; Metazoa; Cnidaria; Hydrozoa; Anthoathecata; Hydractiniidae. The transcript has 10 exons.
UUUACCCAUGUAUAAAUCAUGUAGAUAUUGUAUGUGGUAGGCAAAUCUCAGCAAGAGCGUCAACUUAAUGGGAAAGCAAGACACAAGAGUAGCUUUUGUGAACCCUAUUGCUGCAGGGAGAUCAAGUAAUGUCCGUGUCUCUGGCCCAACUAUUAGAGAUUAUUUAAAUAGGCCAAGACCUACUUGGGAUGAAGUGAAAGAAAUGAUAAAGGCAUCUCGGAAAAAAGGCUCUAGAUUGCUUGAAGAGUUUGAAGAGAAGCAAAAUAAAGUAUCAUUUAUUAGUUUUACUUUGUUUACGUCUUAUUUAAAGAAAUUUAGAUUGGAACUGGAUAGAGAAAGGGAUAAAUUACUGAAAGAGAAAUGUAAAAGAGCAUACACGCCAUUUUCUUCAUCCUCGCCUUCUUCUUCACCCGAUAGAAAACAUCAUAAAAAGAAAAAAAAGAAAGAGAAGAAAAUGAAGAAACCUAAUCAGCAAUUUCAGAUGGAGAAAGAACCACAUUGGAAAGAAGAUAGGAUAAAAUACAAAAAAAAUUCUAAAAGUUCAGUGGAUAAACAAACUUCCUUUUCGAGAAAAAGGCAUAAAACAAAAAAGAAAAAGAAAGAAAGAAUAUCUAUGUAUGAGGUCUCAUCCUGAUCUGGCGUGUUGUGUCGAAGCGAAACUGGUUAAAAUUACCUGUGGCAGUAUGACUCUGCUCAUUUUGGUAGGCCUGUCCUACACAAAAAAAGUUGAGUCUGUCUUAUUGUUAUCCCAGUAAAAAGAAGAAAAAACAAUGCAUUGAAGAAAAUUUAUGAAAGUCUUAGUUUUAAAACUGAAUUCCAAAUUAUGUUUUCACUACUGGUAACUGGUAGUAAAUAGUGUAGAAAUAAACCCUGGUAUCUGGUAGAAAAUAAAGCCAAACAAGAUUUGACUUUAUUCGGGCAGAUAAAAGUAUUCUUCAGAAUUGUUUAUAAUACCCUUCAUAUUUUAAAACAUUUGUAUUGAAGUACACGUUGUAAAUAUACAGUGAUUAUGUUUCGUGGACGUCUGAAUUAAAAAGAUUUUUGUUGUUAAUGUUUAUCAAAUUACAUCUUUACUUAG